GUGAGAUCGCCACCAAUAAUAUAAAACAAUUUUCACAACGAUACCACCAACCAUUUCGGAGAAUUGCAAAACAGGCACUUGCACCAACAAUUUUAAAAUUUUGUUUGUUUUGUCUGAUAGGUGAGAUGGCCGCCAAUAAUAUGAAACAAUUUUCACAACGAUACCACCAACCGUUUCGUGAGAAAUUGCAAAACAGGCACUUGCACCAACAAUUUUAA
Schistosoma bovis is the source of this 218-nucleotide messenger RNA. The record is from the annotation of a GenBank genome assembly. NCBI's taxonomy places the organism in Eukaryota, Metazoa, Platyhelminthes, Trematoda, Strigeidida, Schistosomatidae.